AUGGAUCCAAACAACCCAAAUUUCCGUCAACAAUUUUCUGGUUUUAGUGAUGAUUUACUAACUAAUCCCGAGUUUCAAUUGUUCUUGCAAAGAAUGGGCAAUACGUCUUUGCAACCACCUCCACAGUGUCAGACACCUACUCAGUUUCCCCUACGAAACCAUGUUAAUGAAGAAUGUACACCUGAAAUUGUACAUAAUAGCAACACACAAUUCGAUGACUGCGAAGAAGACAGCGUACCAGAGACGCCGCAAUAUCCUCCACCAGUUCCGGAACUGAAAUCCAACCAGGUUGUUGCACGAGCGACUCGAAUUUGGUCAGUUGCGGAAGAUGAAACUCUGAUUAGGUUGUACUUGGAGAUCAGCGAGAAUGCUAUUAAAGGCACGAGCCAGAAAGCAACUUCCCUUUGGCGCGAUGUACACGCAGCAUAUCAACUUGCUCAUGCGGAGAAGCCGCAUUUACUUCCACCAAGACCUAUGAAGAGUCUGACGUCGCACUGGAGAAGGUUGGCAGCAGACACACUACAGUGGAUAUCUUGCUAUGAUGAAGCAGGUAGACUUCCGGAGGGAGGGAGUGGUUACAACGAAGCUGACCGUAUAAAAAGUGCGUCGAAGCUUUUCCAUCUCGCCCAAGGUCGUAAUUUCGCUUUUCCUCACGCUGUUGAAAUGCUUAAUAGAGAUCCAAAGUGGAGGCCAAAGCUGAGAUGGUCCUUGUCAAAGGAGGAAAGAAAAGCUGUUCGUGAUGUUGAGGAGCAAGGUAGUGCUGGAAGUGGGAAGAGGUCCAGAGAUGAUGGAGGGGAUGAAACCCCUACGGAUGGUUUUUCAUCUGGAGGAAUACAACGACCCGAAGGUGUGAAGAAAGCAAAGGCCAAGCGUAAAGGGAAAGAAGUAGCUUCGGACAGUGGUUCGUCUGAGCUUAGCGAACGAAUGAAGGAAUUGGCAACAAUUCGCGAGAGGGAGGCCAUUCUGAAGGAAGAGCGGAUCAAAAUUGAAAGGGAGAAGGAACAGAGGAAAAGGGAGGAACUUGACAUUCAUAAGAUGAAAACCUGGUUUGAUAUGGUGCAAGCUAUGAAGAAUUCGCCUACGCCACUCACUCCUGAAGAAGAGUCGUACAAGAAUUUCUUACUGGGUCAUUCAUACCGACAUGGUGUAGUCACUUUUGUUCUGAAUUCACUUUGUCAAGAUUUGUCAUUGUCAACUAGCAUAGUAUACCUAUUCCGUGGCUGA
Molecule: messenger RNA, 1224 nt
Organism: Chenopodium quinoa (quinoa)
Lineage: Eukaryota; Viridiplantae; Streptophyta; Magnoliopsida; Caryophyllales; Amaranthaceae
Product: glutathione S-transferase T3-like
Exons: 2
Coding region: 1-1224 (407 amino acids)
Source: RefSeq, a predicted model, not a curated record